UUUCAUGGAUACAAACGAAUCUUCUUUGAACUUUACAUUCUCUGUUUGCUGCCUGAAUCAGUGGGCGCUUGAUUUUGCCGGCAAUACAAAAAGAAUCCGGCAGAGCAUCCUGAAAGCGAAGCAAGAGGGAAGUCGUUAUCGACUUGGCCCGGAACUGGAACUUUCCAGCUAUGGUUGUGAAGACCAUUUCCAUGAGGCUGAUACCUACAUUCAUUCUUGGGAGUGUCUAGCUGAAAUUCUAAAGUCUACAACUGAAGAUGCCGCAUAUAGAGACAUUGUUUGUGACAUUGGAAUGCCGGUGAUGUUCGACAAUACUCGCUUCAACUGUCGACUGAUCAUCCUCAAUGGCUGCAUCCUGCUUAUCAGGCCAAAAACUGUGCUUGCCGACGGUGGGCUACAUCGCGAACCUCGCUGGUUCUCCGCCUGGAAUCAUGUGGACAAAUUGCGUCAGUACCCACUUCCGGAAAUAAUAGCCACUGCGACACCGCAUAAACAGACCUCUGCUCCGUUUGGAUGUCCGCUUCUGCGUUUUUCGACACCUUCCUCUGGUCCUCUACUUGUUGGUCUGGAAACCUGCGAGGAGUUGUGGGUAGCGGCACCCCCACAUGUAGCCUACGCUCGAGCCGGUGCCGAUAUAGUGAUGAACGCCAGCGCAAGCCACCACGAACUGCGGAAGCUAGAAAAUCGCGUGCACCUUGUGCAAUCGGCGUCGACUAAGGGACUGUCCUACGCCUAUGCCAACCUCGUUGGUUGUGAUGCCGGUCGUGUCUGCUACGAUGGUGGUGCAAUAGUCGCUGUGAAUGGUUCAGUAAUUUGCCUAGACACCCGAUUUGGCCUGAAUGAGGUACAAACAACUGCAGUCACGAUCAAUAUUCAGGAUAUGCGGAAGUCGAGGCAGACUGACGCAUCACGACCGACCGAAGAAAUUGAGAUAAUUGACGUAUGUUACCUACUACCUUCUAGUUUUCUUCUUGUGUAUUUUGUCUUGGCUGUCAACUUUAGUUUAUUCACCCCCGUGGUCGGAGUUGUACCACUACCUCCUCCCUUUAUCCCACUUCAAUCGCCUGAAGAGGAGAUAGCCCUGGGUCCAGCGCUCUGGCUGUGGGACAUUCUGCGGCGCAGUGGUUCCGGUGGAUUCUUUCUCUGCCUUAGUGGUGGUCUGGACAGCUCAAGCGUCGCAUGCAUAGUGUUAAGUAUGUGCCAGCAGGUGUACAGGACGAUCGCCGCCGGUAAUGAGACUGCUCUCUCCGAUUGUCGCAGAAUCCUCAACGAACCCCUUUUCGGGCCGCAAUCGCCGCAUGAACUCUGCUCACGACUGUUAACUACCUGCUAUAUGCCCUCAUCUAACAGCUCAUCGGAGACCCAGAAUCGUGCUGCUGACCUGGCUAAGGCUCUGGGCAGCCAUCACUUGGAGGUUAACAUCAAUGACGUAGUGAAGAGCCUCCUGUCAGCCACACUUCACGGUCUGAACGAGUCACAGAGGCCGCUGUUCGACAGUGAGGGUGGGACGUUAACGGAGGACUUGGCCCUGCAGAACUUGCAGGCACGCAGUCGUCUCGUACUUAGCUACCUGAUGGCUCAACUUCUGCCCUGGUCCAAAAGCCACACGACUUCCUCUACUGUUGGCCGACCACCGCUGGUUCUAAGUAGCGCCAAUCUCGACGAGUACGACUGUUCCAGCGCUGACAUAAAUCCAAUCGGCAGUAUAAGCAAACAUGAUCUUCGGCGGUUCAUUAAAUUUGCCGCCACUCACCUGCUGAUCGAAAAUGAGACCACAGAGGACCUAAAGGAGGGAGAAGCCUCCCGUAGGGAUCUGCUGCAGAAGACCCUAUUGGACAUCCUCGCCGCUCCGCCCAGCGCUGAACUGCGACCCCUAAACGGUGCUACAACGUAUCAGACCGAUGAGCAGGAGAUUGGGCUCACCUAUGCCCAGCUCUCCCAACUGGGACAA
Molecule: messenger RNA, 1951 nt
Organism: Dibothriocephalus latus
Lineage: Eukaryota; Metazoa; Platyhelminthes; Cestoda; Diphyllobothriidea; Diphyllobothriidae
Source: the annotation of a GenBank genome assembly